AUGGCUCUUCGUGGGAAGCUAGAGGUUGACAUUGAACUCAAGUCAAAUGCAGACAAGUACUGGCAAACCAUAAGGGAUUCAACAACUAUAUUCCCUAAGGCCUUCCCACAUGACUACAAAAGCAUCGAUGUCCUGGAAGGAGAUGGUAAAGCUCCUGGUUCUGUCCGCCAUUUCCAUUACGCCGAAGGCUCACUACUCGCCAAGUCUUCGAAAGAGAGGAUUGAGGCUGCUGAUGAUGAAAAGAAGACAGCAACCUAUUCUAUUGUUGAAGGGGAUCUUCUACAGUACUACACCAAAUUCUUGGGACACAUAGCUGUUAUACCAAUUGGAGAAGGAUGUGAGCUCAAAUGGACAGCUGAAUAUGUCAAAACUAACACUGAUAUUCCAGAUCCAACUAUUGUCAGAGAUUUUGCAGUCAAGAAUUUCCUUGAGGUGGAUGACUAUAUUCAACAACUUGCAUAG
Messenger RNA from Vicia faba (fava bean), 462 nucleotides. The record is from the annotation of a GenBank genome assembly. NCBI's taxonomy places the organism in Eukaryota, Viridiplantae, Streptophyta, Magnoliopsida, Fabales, Fabaceae.